This is a messenger RNA of Setaria italica (foxtail millet), 2475 nucleotides long. Its product is annotated as bZIP transcription factor 60. Gene Ontology annotation, cellular component: nucleus; endoplasmic reticulum membrane. The record is from RefSeq and is a predicted model, not a curated record. Gene Ontology annotation, molecular function: DNA-binding transcription factor activity; protein binding. Lineage: Eukaryota; Viridiplantae; Streptophyta; Magnoliopsida; Poales; Poaceae. The transcript has 5 exons. The coding region runs from base 211 to 2166 and encodes 651 amino acids.
GGUGGCUUCGUCUCCAACACGGCGACGCAUUAACCCCACCGAUUCCGACGACCAAUUCCCCCGGUCCCCACUUUUUUCUGGCGGACCCUGCACGCUUCCGCAGCCGCGUCGGCCACCGCGAUCCCACCCCACGAGACCCAACACCGCAACUUCCCCGGCGUCGUGUAUGCGCAUACGCCGGCCGUGAUCUGAUCGGCGAAGGCGAAGCCCAUGGCGGAGCCGACCCUCCACGCGCCGGCCGCGCCGGACCCCUUCGCGGACCUCCCCUUCCCCGAAUUUCAGGCGCCCGUUGACGGCGACGACUUCGCCUUCGAGGACUUCGAUCUGGAGGAUCUCGACCUCGACGUCGACUUCGACCUCGACCUCUUCGCCUCGGAUGGGCAACUCUCGCAGCCGCCGCCGCUCGCGACGUCGUCUUCCUCGGCCGGAUCUCCGGAGGGGGGAUCGUCCUCUUCCGGCGGCGGCGGGGACGGCGGGGUGAGGAACGAGGAGUCCUCGGAGUCGUCUUCGAGGAGCGCGAGCGGUACGGACGGCAUCGGCAAGGGGAAGGGGGAGGAGGACGAAGCGAAGCGGCGCGCGCGGCUGGUGCGCAACCGCGAGAGCGCGCACCUGUCGCGGCAGAGGAAGAAGCAGUACGUGGAGGAGCUGGAGGGUAAGGUGAAGGCCAUGCAGGCCACCAUCGCCGACCUCUCCACCAGGAUCUCCUGCAUCACCGCCGAGAACGCCGCUCUCAAGCAGCAGCUGGGUGGUGCCGCCGGAGCCGCCCCGCCGCCGCCGAUGCCGAUGUACCCCGCCGUGUACCCUUUGCCGAUGCCAUGGAUGCACCCGGCGUAUGCCAUUCGUGGAUCGCAGGUACCACUCGUGCCAAUCCCUCGGCUAAAACCCCAGCAGCCAGCACCUGCUGCAGCAGAGCCACCUUCCAAGAAGGCUAGGAAGACCAAGAAGGUUGCAAGUGUCAGCCUCCUGGGAUUGCUGUGCCUUGUGAUGCUUUGUGGGUGUUUAAUUCCUGCAGUAAAUCGGAUGAAUGGCUCAGUUGAUGCCGGAGAAGGUGCUGGAUUUGGUCCAUCUCAUCAUGGGAGGGUUCUGGCUGUUGAGGGUCCUCGUGAUAGUGUCUCUGAUAGUAUUGAUCCAAAGCCACCACAGGCUUCGAGUGAGACACUUCCAGCACUGUUGUAUCUACCGAAGAAUGGGAAGCAUGUCAAGAUCAAUGGGAAUCUUGUUAUUAAGUCCAUUGUUGCAAGUGAGAAAGCUUCUUCGCGAAUGUCUGGCUAUGAUGGGAAGAGUCCUCGAAACCAAGGAAAGGAAGAAACUAGCUUGGCAAUUCCUGGCUAUGUGGCUCCAUUGGAAGCUGGAGAGGUCAUGGAAUCAACUACAGGAAUGAAAAAUAAACUGAUGGCUUUGGCUCCCACAGAUGGAAACAUGUAUAGGGAGGAUGAUGGAUUACUGCCGCAGUGGUUUAGUGAAGCAAUGUCUGGUCCCUUGCUGAGCUCAGGAAUGUGCACUGAAGUUUUCCAGUUUGAUGUAUCUCCAUCCUCUGCACAUGCAAAUGGCAUCGUUCCUGUCUACUCCAAUGCCAUGUCAAACUCGUCACAGAAUUUUACAGAAAAUCUUCCUUCUCGUCCUCACACAGUGAAGAACAGAAGGAUUUCAUACUCCGAGGCCAUUCCUCUAAGAGGUUCAAAAUCCAAUGACACCGAUCACCUCAAAACGACACCGAAGAAUGAGAGCUUUGGCAGUACGAAGCCUGUUUCAUCAGUGGUCGUCUCUGUGCUAGCCGAUCCAAGAGAAGCUGGUGAUGGGAACGGCGAGGGGAGGAUCUCUUCUAAAUCUUUGUCCCGUAUCUUCGUAGUCGUUCUUAUAGAUAGUGUAAAGCUUGCAAGCAUGUAUAUCCGAGUGAAGCGCAACAAGAGUACCUACUUCAUUCAAUGUGAACCAACAGAGACAACUUUGAGCAUCAAACAGAAGUUGCAUUUGCUAAUAGAUCAGCCUCCUAGUAAUCAGCAGUUGGUCUUGUUGGCUAACAAUGAUGUGCUGGAAGACUCAAAGACAUUGGCGGACCAAAAGGUGGAAAAUGAUUCCGUUGUUGCAUUGGCACUGAGAAAAGAUGAUGAUGAUUUUGAGGAAGUUUUCAUCGCCAGGCCAGAGGAUUUCAUGUCAUCAUCGUGAUGAAGAUCAGUUCAUCAUAUCUACAGGGGGACCAGGGUGCUUUCUCCGAGCGGAUCCUGCUGCUUGCUCUAUGUUGGUCCCUCUAGGAUGUGGGAUGUAGCUCAGUUGUCCCUCUGGGAAGAAAGAUAAAACGUUAUAAAGAUCCCAUACAACCAUCGCGGAUGGCAUUAAGCUUUGAUUUUGACGCACCAACUGAUUCCGUGCACUCGUACCUAAUUGUGUCAGUCCUGAUGUUGGGAUCAAACACACCUAAUUGUCCUUUUGUACCAGCUCUGGCAUGUGAGAUCCAUCUGUGCCCCCAUCACCUAA